Messenger RNA from Opisthorchis viverrini, 3969 nucleotides. RefSeq lists its product as hypothetical. Gene Ontology annotation, molecular function: DNA-binding transcription activator activity, RNA polymerase II-specific; RNA polymerase II cis-regulatory region sequence-specific DNA binding. The transcript has 11 exons. Gene Ontology annotation, cellular component: nucleus. Gene Ontology annotation, biological process: regulation of transcription by RNA polymerase II. The record is from RefSeq and is a predicted model, not a curated record. The coding region runs from base 1 to 3969 and encodes 1322 amino acids. NCBI's taxonomy places the organism in Eukaryota, Metazoa, Platyhelminthes, Trematoda, Opisthorchiida, Opisthorchiidae.
AUGAACGUAACAAAAGGACAACUGUUCUUCGAUACUACUUAUAAAGUCCACGGAAAUUCUGAACAGCCCAUUCACUGUUUCGCCCAUUUUGGGACUCACCUUGAACACAACCAAUGCGACAGUAACAAGGGCGACGAUAGCUACGACAACAGCGCAGCGUGUGAACGAGACCGUGGGAACCAAUGGUCUGGACAGCUGCGGGCCUAUCGUUUGUCUUCAGUUGAGUUUCUCACGCUCUUUCGCUGUCAUAUUUGUACCCGGUGCGUUCGACUUCAUACAACGGAUACUAGCUCGAUGCCAUCAAGUACCAUGUCAGGAUUCACUUAUCGUACAGGAGUCUGUCAAGAAGAUGCGUUCCGUUCACUACUUGAAACAGACCUAUUCGGAUCCGGUCCACCGGAGGUGGCUGAAAAGGAAAACAUGCGUGCAAAAAUCAUGUUGGAUAGCUGCAGUGAGUUGCUUCGUUCGGAAGAGGUUCUCACCUGCAAAGUUGAACCACCAGCAACGUUCUCACCUGCAAAGUUGAACAACAGCACCAGCAACAACAACAACAACAACGACACCGAGCAUCAGCAAUGCCCAUCCAACGGUCAAACGGAAUCAACACAGCAGUCACCUGCGGACAGUCGCUUUGGUCCUGGGACACUGACACAACAGACAAUGAGUGCAGAUAUCGGUCAGUUAUUCAAUCCCGGUGUACCGUAUCCCUGUGGACAUCCCUCGUCCGUGAAUCCAGCUUCCCCCAUCUUCCCACCUCCUCCUAAUUCCACCAACCACACAAGUGGACUACCGGUUGCUGUCGGCUCUUCAGCAGCAGUUGCGGCGGCGGCCGCUUUGUACCCAGCUGCUGCCGUGGCGGCAGCCGCAGCUGUGGCACAAUCUUUGACCUCAUCGACCACUGUUCAUGAGCAACUCUAUUAUUCAAGUAAACCUUCCACGGGCACUAGAUCCUCUGGCCAGGAGGAAUUUACCUCUGCCAAUUUGUCUGCACAGCCUACCCAUUCUACGUUGUACAACCUACAGUCGUCCGGUAACAGUCUGGAAGGUUGCGGUAACGGUUCAUCCCGUCUAGAUUAUUCCUUUUAUCAACCUUACUUGUCACUUGCCAACCGAACCCACGAAAAGACGUCCUACGGUCCUAACUUUGACAGUGCAUUCAGUCAUCCCGAACCCAAGACCAAUACGCAUUUGCGCGACUCGACAGAAAACGGUCGAAUUUCAGAACCGACCGGUCGAACAAGCGUGAUGGAGCUUGCCACAAAUGCGUCGGCCCAUUUGGAACAACUGAUCAACCAAAAUGCACUAGACUUACAUUUCACUCGGACUAGUCUGCCACACUACAGCAGCGGUGCCUUCACAUCUGUCCAACACCCGAGUGACCUCUAUGGGCAAAUGCAUUCCUCUCCAUCCUCGUCCUCCCUACAGCAACAACACUCACAACAACCAUUAACCCCAGCUGCCAGUUACAGUCAAUUACUCCAAAGCCCACAGGUGUUUAGCAGUUUGCACAAAACCGCAUUCAACUCCCAGACAUGUCUCCCGGAUACCGCUUUAGACAUCCCCAACGGCCGUUCUCAUAUCAAUCGCGCUACGGCUGAUGAUACAGCAAUUUCCUCAACCAACGCUUUGCUGACCCAGUCGGAUACCACCUUUGGAGACCACAACCUGAUGAAAGAAGAGCAUGUUCCGUCUACGUCAAAUAAAUUUCCAGAUCUCUCCCAAAUGAACCGUGUUCCUAGCUCACUCAGUUACUCUCAUUUACCCCGGAGCGACUUGUCUACUGAACACACUAAUUUCGACGAAGCAGUCCACGUGGAGCCCCUUGGAGCACUCACACGUCAAAUGAUGACUGCUUAUUUAGCCGACAGGCGAGAUCAGGUCCUUGUUAUCCUUCAUGCCAAAGUCGCUCAAAAGUCGUACGGAACGGAAAAAAGGUUUUUCUGUCCACCACCUUGUGUUUAUUUGCGAGGAGAAGGUUGGGGCAUAACCCCCGAUAAACAGAUGUCCCUAAGUGACGGCGCGAACUCCGGUGAAUUGGAAUCUGGAAGCGAUCAGAGAAGUGGGCAUGAAAUUCCGUCGUGUUCUACCCUUCCUCAAGUCAGUUAUCCCUGUCUAGUUCCCUCCGCCUCCGGUCAGAUGAGCGGGGCCAGUUCAGCCCUAGGAAGUUCAGACGCAUCACAGUUACUUGCUUUUAUGGGCAUCGGUGGCACGAGUUCACCACAAGAAAUGGUUCAACUGAAUUUGGACAGAGGACGUGACUACUCGAAUGCCAAAACUCUGUUUAUCUCCGAUUCGGACAAGCGGAAAUAUUUUAUGCUCAUGCUGAAAAUGUUCUAUCCGAGUGGCAGAGACCUAGGCCAGUUUCACUCACGGCGAAUCAAGGUGAUCUCCAAACCUAGCAAAAAGAAGCAGUCUUUGAAGAACACUGAUUUGUGUAUCGCUUCGGGCACCAAAGUCGCACUGUUCAACCGGCUUCGCUCGCAGACCGUAAGUACUCGCUAUCUGCAUGUUGAAGAUGCCAGUUUCCAUGCCAGUUCAAGCCGGUGGGGAGCCUUCACGAUAAAUCUCUUGGCAGAUGAUGAGGGAGAAGCAGAACAGUUUACCGUCCAGGACGGAUACAUUCACUACGGACACACAGUGAAGCUGGUCUGUUCGGAGACCGGAAUGGCAUUGCCCCGUCUGAUCGUACGUAAAGUUGAUAAAACAACAGUGCUGUUGGAUGCGGAUGACCCAGUGAGUCAGUUGCACAAAUGUGCGUUCCACUUGAAGGACACCGAUCGCAUGUACUUAUGCUUGUCUCAGGAUAAGAUUGUACAGCUUCCCGCAGCCGCUUGUGAAGACAAUCCGAACCGAGAGAUUAUCAACGACUCAGCUGCUUGGACGAUCAUUAGUACGGAUCGAGCGGAGUACCGCUGGUUCGAACCGAGUCGUCUGACGAUAUCGGAUCUGCGUCCAUCUCAGCUACCUUUGAUCACAACACCGGUCACUCCAGUCCCAUUAGUGAGAGACAUGAGAGUCAACGGCGGUGGGGACGUGGCAAUGGUUGAACUGGUUGGAGAAAAUUUCAGUCCACGACUUCAAGUGUGGUUUGGGGAUGUGCCCGCCCAAACGUUUUAUCGGUGUGAAGAACUACUACUUUGUUUUGUGCCAGACAUAUCAGAGUUUUUUCAAGAUUGGAAGUACAUACAGCAGGCUCUGGAGGUGCCUAUCAGCCUGGUACGACACGACGGCCUAAUCUAUUCGAGUGGCUUAACAUUUACAUAUCACCCGGAAUCCGGCCCAAGACAACAUUGUCAACCCGCGUUGGACAUUAUCAAAGCAGUAACAUUAGCCGCUGCUGCCGCGGCGGCCUCUAAACUAUCGCCAAAUAAAUCUACGGAUACACAACCAUCAGAUGGACAUUCUAACAGAGGUUCUGCAGACAGAAAUGCCACAAACAUGUACACCACUGGCGGAACUCAGUUGUCUCUCGAUAGGACGUCGAAUAUUACUUGUCCAGCGGACAGUCAAUCUUAUCUCACCCCAGGUGCAAGCGACCCGGCAGUAAACGCUUAUGGUGAAGGGACAACUAUGGGGCGAGCAUCUUUUCAUCCGGAAGACACAAUCACCAUGUUUUCCAGGGGAUCCUGUAACCCCAUGCUGUCCUCAUCGUUAGGACCCCGGUCCGAAUCAGCUGUCAACUUUUUCAUAAAGGAAACUACUCACAAGGUUGCUGAAAACUCUUCGACAGCCCACGACCGGUUUUGCCCUUCUUGGGGCUCAUCAGGUAGGCGCAGUCUCCGAGUUUCCGUCAACCUUAUGUUCCACUUGAACCCAAAUUGCACUGUUUUCGAGAAAUACACUCAUUUGCAAAUCAAUUUGGUUUUCACGAGAGACUCAAUUGAAUCUCUCGUUUAUGAUGUCCUCCAGCUGAAUGUGCUGCACACAGGCCGCCUCAUGAUUCAGUUGGCACGAUAUUCGAAUUUUUGA